Molecule: messenger RNA, 2092 nt
Organism: Ostrinia nubilalis (European corn borer)
Lineage: Eukaryota; Metazoa; Arthropoda; Insecta; Lepidoptera; Crambidae
Product: ecto-NOX disulfide-thiol exchanger 2-like
Exons: 9
Coding region: 63-2069 (668 amino acids)
Biological process (GO): ultradian rhythm
Cellular component (GO): external side of plasma membrane; plasma membrane
Molecular function (GO): oxidoreductase activity; RNA binding
Source: RefSeq, a predicted model, not a curated record
GGACUUGUAUUUUUAUUUUAAAUAAUUUCUCGUCUGUAAUUAACAAAUUAAUAAUUACCGCCAUGAAUUCGUGGGGUAAUGAUUACGGGAUGCAAAAUCAGUUCAUACCUAUGAACAAUAUGGGGCCACCGAACAUGAUGCCUCCGCCGAUGCAGCCUUUGAUGCCGCCCAUGUGUAUGAUGUCGGACUUGGGAAAUUUGGGAAUCAACACGCAAAUAAAUCCCGCCCCGCCUGUGGUUCCUCCUUUGAUCGGGCCCGUGAUGCCAGAAGAACCGAAAAACGACGAAGCACAGAUUAUGCAUGAUGGUUCCGACCACCAGAAGCACGAUCAAUCUGAUAUGCAGGGACCUCCGAGGCCGAACAUGCAAGAUGGGAAUAAGGAUAGAAUGGACAGGAGAGGAGAUCGCAAUCGCGACAGAGAUCGAUCAAAUCGCAGACGCUCCAGAUCCCACGACCGCUUCGAUAGAGGUGGGAACAGAAAUGACAGAAAUAGAAACGAUCGUGGGGACAGGAGUGAUCGGCCGGCCAGGCGAGACCGUCCUUCCAAGUGGGGGAAACCAGAACAUGACGUGGCCAGACCUGGACAUGCUCCCGGAAUGGGUAUGGGUAACAAUGGCCAUCAAGGUAUGAUGCCAGGAGUGGUCCCGUACAAUAUGAUGAACAACAAUAUGAUGGGACAGCAGCCCAUGGAAAUGGGGAACAUGGGAAACAUGGGCAUGGGCAAUAACAUGCAGAACAUGCCCAAUAUGAUGCCCGGUAUGAACAUGAUGUCAAAUAUGAUGCCCAACAUGAUGGAUCCCAUGAUGAUGUCUAAUAUGAUGAACCCUCAAAUGUCGGGGCAAGCUCAAACACUCUUCCUCCCAAAUUGUGUUCUACUACCUCCCAUCCCUGGAUCUUCGGUACCUAACAGACGCGAGAAGCCGCUAGGUUGCCGCACUAUAUUCGUCGGAGGACUCCCACAUGGAAUCUCGGAGGAGGUGGUCCAUGAAAUGUUCCAGAGAUUCGGAGGCAUCGAUGACAUUAAACUCCACAGGCAGGGAGUGUGUCAUGUCCGUUUUGAGAACCACCCGAGUGUUGAGGCAUCCUUCUUCCUCACUGGGUAUCGUUUCAAACUUCACGACCAAGCUGAUAAUGAAGCCACAACGCUUUUUAUUGAUUAUGCUCUGAAUCGUGAUGAUCAGAAUGAGUACGAGAGAAACAAACGCCAGAGGGAGCCAACGCCGCCGCGUAUUGAGCCGUUUACACCAGCUAACCUAAGCACCAUUACGGAAAAAAUCAAGACCGAUGAGGCGUUUGCUGAAGUAGCUCCUACAUUGCUGGGCUGGCUGGAACGCGGCGAAUGCAACAAAAGGAACGCGAAUACCUUCUACUCACUGAUCCAAGCGGCCAACAACCAGGUCCGCCGCUUGUUCAACGAUAAAAUGCAGCUGGAUGACGAGUUACAAACCAUGAGAAACACCAUGAGGGAGAAAUUUGAACGCAUCAUCAUGCAAUUCGAGCAGGUAGCGAAAAUUCUGACCGUGGCGAAACACCAGCGAGUCUCGGACCACUUCACCAAGCAGCAACGCCGCAACAUCGAAAUGUGGUUGAAAAUGACGGAGGAAUUGGAAAACAUCAAAGAAGAAUUCGCUUCGUUCUUCGAUGAUGAAGAAAAUGAAAAAGUUGGCAAAAGCACAGUUUUACAAGAGAAAUUUGAGGAGUUAAAGAAAGAAAAUGAGAAUCUGAUGUUCGAGUUGGAAGGCUAUAGGAACGAAGCUCACUUGGCCAAAGACGAGGCGGAGAGAAAGUUCGAGAAGUUCAAGGCCCAGUUCAUCGCCCAGCAAGCCCUGCAGAACCCCGGCAAGCCGAUGAUCUACCCACCACUACCGCCUUCCACGCCAAGCCACCAAGAUCACGUGUCCACGGGCAAGCCGGAGCCUCCGCCCCCGACGCCCGACGAUAUGGCCAUGAUGAGGGGAGGCGACCACGUGUCCCAUCUACACGCGAAGCUCGUCAGCAUGCUCACUGCCUUCCUUCUGGUGCAUCCUUUGGGGGCCACGCAGGACUACUUGGUGUCUUAUGUGAGGUAAGAGAGGAUGAGGUAAGAGAGGAG